Messenger RNA from Postia placenta MAD-698-R-SB12, 959 nucleotides. RefSeq lists its product as hypothetical. Bases 336 to 959 code for a protein of 207 amino acids. The transcript is spliced from 4 exons. NCBI's taxonomy places the organism in Eukaryota, Fungi, Basidiomycota, Agaricomycetes, Polyporales, Adustoporiaceae. The record is from RefSeq and is a predicted model, not a curated record.
CUGAACGGCGGUAAUGACGGGUUUCAUUCACAUUCGCAAAGACUUUCGAGAUAGAUACUCUUGCGGCCUCAGUCAGGCCGCAAACACAUCCUCAGUGAAGAAUGACACGAUAGUCUCCCUUGGACCCAGUCAUGUCCUCGGAUGUUUUAACACCUCCGCGUCGAUGCUCGUGACGCGCGAGGAGGCUCGCCAUCAAAGCCACAUGGCACAAGGUAACCAGAAUACAAAGGACCGAACAAUGUGGCGAUUGCCACAUUCGCCACGUUAGGUGCCUAUAACAAAACCCCGCCGGUGGACCAGCCACACGAUCAUCUUCAUCUCACCCUCGACCCACUAUGCGCCUCGAGACUGUUCUACAUUCCCUACAACAACCAGAAAGAGCAACGACGCCUAAGCCGCCACCCAGCCCGAAGCCGCCAUUGGACCCUCUCAAAGUCCUUUCCGCGGUCCCACUACGCGUUUUUUGCGAACCUAUAUCGCCCGCAAGGCGACGGAGCCCUGUGACCAGACCGUCGCCUCUGCGGAAGGAGGUAGUACCUUCCUUUCUACCUGAACGGCCAUUGCUGCCGACCCGCAUUUCAAAGCGCAGCUCCUCUGGCGGCGCCGGAAGCGAGACCGUCUCUCGUGCAUCUCCCCUGCGCCUGAAGCUAUCGAACCUCCCUCGAAGAAAUGCGUCCGGGACCAUAGGCCCUAUAGAAAAGCCGGAGCUGACGAAGGCUUCGUAUGAAAGCUGCACGUACCGCAAGACGCAAGCCACUCCUUGUGUCGAAUCCGAGCAAGAUGACGAGGCGUCCGAUGACGAGCUGGAGAAGCUGCAAGCACAAUUUGGCGCCUGGAAGAUGGAAGCAGAGACGUUCACGGAGGAGUACAGAAAGACCCUCGACGAAGCGAUGCGAGGCUUUAGCAAUACUCACCAACGACUUCCGACAGAUGUGUCCGUCAGCUUCCGGGGCCUUUGA